Messenger RNA from Pangasianodon hypophthalmus (striped catfish), 2284 nucleotides. RefSeq names its product 3'-phosphoadenosine 5'-phosphosulfate synthase 2b (gene papss2b). The record is from RefSeq and is a predicted model, not a curated record. Gene Ontology annotation, molecular function: adenylylsulfate kinase activity; ATP binding; sulfate adenylyltransferase (ATP) activity. Lineage: Eukaryota; Metazoa; Chordata; Actinopteri; Siluriformes; Pangasiidae. The coding region runs from base 18 to 1964 and encodes 648 amino acids. Gene Ontology annotation, biological process: sulfate assimilation; 3'-phosphoadenosine 5'-phosphosulfate biosynthetic process. The transcript is spliced from 12 exons.
UUCAGGAAGAAAGUUGUAUGUGCUACGUGUCCAUGAGCUUUUCUCUGGUUCACUCACUGCUAUAUAACUCGACCUCCGAUCUUCACAGGUUUCACACUACACUGAAAUCAAGCAGUGGCAUCAUGUCUGGGACCAGAACGCAGAAAACGGCUCUCCAAAGGGCAACCAAUGUUGUCUACCAGGCACACCAUGUGAGCAGGAGCAAACGAGGCCAAAUCGUGGGAACAAGAGGUGGCUUUCGAGGUUGCACUGUGUGGCUGACAGGGCUGUCUGGUGCAGGGAAGACUACUCUUGGAUUUGCUCUGGAGGAGUACCUAGUUUCCCAUGGCAUUCCAUGCUAUUCUCUUGAUGGUGACAAUAUUCGUCAUGGCCUGAACAAGAAUCUGGGUUUCUCCACAGCUGAUAGAGAAGAGAACAUCCGCCGUAUUGCAGAGGUUGCCAAGCUGUUUGCUGAUGGUGGCUUGGUUUGCAUCACUAGCUUCAUCUCUCCUUUUGCAAAGGAUCGAAAUGAAGCAAGGAAGGUCCACGAGGCUUUGAACCUGAAGUUCUUUGAGGUGUUCGUGGAUGCGCCACUGGAGGUGUGUGAGAGCAGGGAUGUCAAAGGGCUUUAUAAAAAGGCCCGUGCUGGAGAGAUUAAAGGCUUCACAGGGAUUGACUCUGAGUACGAGAAGCCAGAUUCCCCAGAGCUUGUACUGAAGACAGGAGAGCUCACGGUGAAUGACUGCAUUCAGCAAGUGGUGGAUCUCCUUAAAGAACAGGGAAUUGUGCCCAGUGGUCUGACAGAGGAGGUCAAUGAGCUGUUUGUCCCUGAAAACAAGAUGGAUUUGGCACUGAGUGAUGCCAACAUACUUCCUACUGUAAACAUCACCAAGUUGGAUCUUCAAUGGGUUCAAGUAUUGGCUGAAGGGUGGGCUACUCCGCUGAAAGGCUUUAUGAGGGAAAGAGAGUAUCUGCAGGUCCUUCACUUUGGCAGUCUACUUGAUGGUGGCAACAUCAACCUUUCUGUACCAAUUGUCCUACCAGUGUCCAAGGAAGACAAAGACAGGUUGAAUGGUUGUGCUGCUUUUGCCAUGGAGUAUAAGGGUCGCAGAGUGGCCAUAUUGAGGAACCCCGAGUUUUAUGAGCACCGUAAGGAGGAACGCUGUGCCAGACAGUGGGGCACCACAUGUAUCCAGCACCCUUACAUCAAGAUGAUUAUGGAAGGUGGUGAUUGGUUGGCCGGUGGAGACUUGGAGGUGUUGGAGAAAAUCAAAUGGAAUGAUGGUCUAGAUCAAUACCGUCUCACCCCAAAGGAGCUCAAACGAAAGUUUAAGGAAAUGGGAGCAGAUGCAGUCUUUGCCUUCCAGCUGCGCAACCCAGUGCACAACGGCCAUGCGCUCCUGAUGCAGCACACCAGGAAGAAGCUGCUGGAGCGUGGCUACAAGAAGCCCGUGCUGCUGUUGCACCCGCUGGGUGGCUGGACCAAAGAUGAUGAUGUGCCGCUGGACUGGCGCAUGAAGCAGCAUGCUGCUGUUCUUGAGGAUGGUGUGCUAGAUCCUGCAAACACUGUCAUAGCCAUCUUUCCCUCGCCCAUGAUGUAUGCUGGUCCCACAGAGGUACAAUGGCACUGCAGGGCCAGAAUGGUUGCUGGUUCCAACUUUUACAUUGUGGGCCGUGACCCAGCAGGCAUGCCCCAUCCAGAGACUAAACAGGACCUAUAUGAGCCCACACAUGGUGGCAAAGUGCUGACCAUGGCACCGGGCCUCACUUCUGUUGAAAUCAUUCCAUUCAGAGUUGCUGCUUACAAUAAAGUGAAGAAAGCAAUGGACUUCUAUGACAAAGACAGGCACAGUGAAUUUGAGUUCAUCUCUGGAACCAAAAUGAGGAAACUGGCUCGCAGUGGGGAGAAUCCUCCAGAUGGUUUCAUGGCACCCAAGGCAUGGAAGGUCCUCACUGAGUAUUAUGGCUCCCUCCAAAAAGAUUAACGUGUAAGGCAGUGAAACGCCAGCUCACAAAAGGCAACAGAUAAACGCUAUCUAUUCUAUUCUGUUUUAUACAUAAAUUAUAGGGUUUUAGUCCAAUAUAUUUAUAAAUGCAAGUCCUCUUAACUCAAAUGAUUUUGUAUUUCUUCUGUACAAUAUUUAAAACAGAUUAUUUUUAAAUAAAUGUUUCUGUAGAGCUUGUAUAAAGCAAAUUGUGUAGGGUUUGUGUCUCAACAUUUCAGGGGAAGUUUUUCAACACAGUCAUUUGUCAUGUAAGCUACAAGCUUUUUAAAUUUUCCUGUCAUGUAAUCAUCUACAUUUUA